AUGUUUAGAAAUAGAUAUAGCAAUAAUAACUUCAAACUGAAAUUAGUUUACAGUUUUUAUAAAAUUAGUGUUCAAACACAUAUUCGUAAUUUGUUCAAAGAGUAUACUAUACCUGAAACUAAUCAAGGUGAAUAUCAAUGUUUGAUUUGUCCUCAAUCAUUCGGAAGGAACAGAUACAAUUGGUUGAUUCAUCUUCAAAUAUCACAUAAAGAUACAUACGAAAAAGUGUUGAAAGAAUUGCAUUGGGAAAAAAACGAAAUAACUGAAGGUCUUCGAAAAGUUGCAACUGAUGAUAAUAAUGAAGAUAACUUUAUUAACUAUCACAUAAAUUUUAAAUUUGUGGAGGAAACAGAUGAAAAUGAAAUGCAAUAUGCUGAAGAUGAUGUAACUAAGGAAAAAGAAAAAAAUGCAAUAAAAAUGGUCCAAGUAACUCAGGAUUAUGCAAAUGGCAAAAUAAACGUUGACGAAUAUUUAUCAAAAAUACAACAAAUUCUUCAACAGCAAUCGUCAUCAACAUAA
This is a messenger RNA of Adineta steineri, 519 nucleotides long. Lineage: Eukaryota; Metazoa; Rotifera; Eurotatoria; Adinetida; Adinetidae. The record is from the annotation of a GenBank genome assembly.